Nycticebus coucang (slow loris) is the source of this 9196-nucleotide messenger RNA. RefSeq names its product phosphodiesterase 4D interacting protein (gene PDE4DIP). Bases 657 to 8357 code for a protein of 2566 amino acids. Gene Ontology annotation, cellular component: microtubule organizing center; nucleus. Gene Ontology annotation, molecular function: zinc ion binding. The transcript is spliced from 40 exons. Lineage: Eukaryota; Metazoa; Chordata; Mammalia; Primates; Lorisidae. The record is from RefSeq and is a predicted model, not a curated record.
CUUGAGGGGAUUAAUGCGCCUUUUAGGUGAGCUCUCAGAUGAAAGUGGCCUGGGUGUGCUCAGCGCCCUGCCAGCUCACCACUCCAUACCCACUGUGAGCCGAGUCUGCGCCCACCGAGGGAAGCGGUGACUGGAUUUGGGGCGAGGGGCCGCACCCGCAGUCCGCAUGCGCAGAACCGGCCGCGGGGACUACAGCUCCCAGGGGAGCUUCGCGCAGGUCGCAGGCUCUGGGCCGCGGCGCCAUUUUGAAAUCUGAUCCUCAGCCUCCGAGGUUCUGCGUGGGCUGCGGGCGGGCGCGGGCGCUCCGGGAACCCGGCCUGCCAGCUGGGGAGGGCGUUGAGGACGCGGCGUCUGGCGGGAGACACAGCUGUGGGGGACGUGGUAGGGCCCGAGCGCGGCCUGCGCCGCUGUCGCUCAGCAUCCCCUGAGGAGUUUCCAUGCCCGCGCGCUGCCUGAGGGGCGGGGCUUGCCGCGCUGGUACCCGGAGCCCGGCGCGCGGUGGUCGAGGUGCGCCCCUGCGAAGCGGGACUUGGUCCGGCUGUGCCAGGCGACCCCAGAGCACCGCUGCGGGAGCCCGGGCGCAGCCAACAGCCAGCGGGUGAGCACCCAGCUGCCGCCGGCGUCCCUGGGAAGUUCGGCACCCGCUAGCAGGGAAGAUGAAAGAGAUUUGCAGGAUCUGUGCCCGGGAGCUGUGUGGAAACCAGCGGCGCUGGAUCUUCCACACGGCGUCUAAGCUCAACCUCCAGGUUCUGCUUUCGCACGUCCUGGGCAAGGAUGUCUCCCGCGAUGGCAAAGCCGAGUUUGCUUGCAGCAAGUGUGCUUUCAUGCUUGAUCGGAUCUAUAGGUUCGACACCGUCAUUGCCCGGAUCGAAGCCCUUUCUAUCGAACGCUUGCAGAAGCUGCUGCUGGAGAAAGAUCGCCUCAAAUUCUGCAUCGCCAGUAUGUAUCGGAAGAACAACGAUGACUCUGGCUCGGAGCCCAAGGCCGGGAACGGGACGGUUGACAUGUCGGUCUUACCCGAUGUGAGGUACUCUGCGCUGCUCCAGGAAGACUUUGCCUAUUCAGGCUUUGAGUGCUGGGUAGAAAGUGAGGAGCAGAUUCAGGAGCCACACAGCUGCCAUGCUGCGGAAGGGUCUGGAAACCGGCCCAGGAGAUGCCGUGGUUGUGCAGCUCUGCGGGUUGCUGAUUCUGACUAUGAAGCCAUUUGUAAGGUGCCUAGAAAGGUGGCCCGAAGUAUCACCUGUGGCCCUUCUAGCAGGUGGUCUACCAGCAUUUGCACUGAAGAACCAGCGUUGUCUGAGGUUGGGCCGCCGGACUUAGCGAGCACGAAGGUACCCCCAGAUGGAGAAAGCAUGGAGGAAGAGACCCCGGGUUCUUCUGUGGAAUCUCUGGACGCAGGUGUCCAGGCUAGUCCUCCACAACAGAAGGAUGAGGAGACAGAGAGAAGUGCAAAGGAACUUGGAAAGUGUGACUCUUGUUCAGAUGAACAGGCUCCACAGCAUUUGUGUAAUCACAUGCUGGAGCUAGCUCUUAGCAUGAUUAAAGGUCUUGAUUAUAAGCCCAUCCAGAGCCGCCGAGGGAGCAAACUUCCUAUUCCUGUGAAAUCCAGCCCACCUGGAGGCAAGCCUGGCCAUAUCGUGACCCAUGGUGUUAGUUCCGGUUUCCAAAAUAGGUCUUUGAAACCCCUUUACAGGACGCCCGUGAGUUAUCCCUUGGAGAUUUCAGACCUGCAGGAACUGUGGGAUGAUCUCUGUGAAGAAUAUUUGCCACUCCGGGUCCAGCCCAUGACUGAAGAGUUGCUCAAACAACAGCAGUUGAAUUCAAAUGAGACCACUAUAACUCAACAGUCUGUGUCCGAUUCCCACUUGGCAGAACUCCAGGAAAAAAUCCAGCAAAGAGAAGCCAGCAGCAAGAUUCUUCAAGAGAAACUUAAUGAAGUGAGCUGUGAACUAAGGUUUGCUCAGGAGUCAUCUCAGAAGCAAGAUGGUGUAAUCCAGAGUAUCAAGGAAACUCUAAAAAGCAGGGAAAGUGAGAUCAAAGAAUUGUACCAGGUGAUUGAAGGGCAAAAUGACACAAUGGCUAAGCUUCAAGAAAUACUGCACCAGAGCCAGCUUGGACAACUUCAUAGCUCAGAUGGUUCUUCUCCAGCUCAGCAGCAGGUAGCUGUGCUUGAUCUUCAGAGUGCUUUAUUCUGCAGCCAGCUAGAGAUACAGAAGCUCCAGAAUGGGGUACGACAGAAAGAACGCCAACUGGCUGAUGCCAAAAGAUGUGUGCAAUUUGUAGAGGCUGCAGCACAUGAGACAGAACAGCUGAAAGAGGCGACUUGGAAGCAUAACCAGGAAUUGCGCAAAGCCUUGCAGCAGCUGCAAGAAGAAUUGCAGUAUAAGUGUCAACAGCUCCGUACCCUGGAGGCUGAAAAACACAAUGAGAUGAGAACUCAGGAACAAAACAUUCAGCGCCUAAAACACAGUCUGAGUCACAAGGAGCAGCUGCUUCAGGAACUUCAGGAGCUCCUCCAGUAUCGAGGGAACUCAGACAAAACCCUUGAAGCAAAUGAGAUGCUGCUUGAGAAACUUCGGCAGCGAAUACAGGAUAGAGCUGUUGCUCUGGAGCGGGCUAUCGAUGAAAAGUUCUCUGCUCUAGAAGAAAAAGAAAGAGAAGUGCGACAGCUUCAUCUUGCUGUGAGAGAGCGAGAUCAUGACCUAGAGAGACUGCGUGGUGUCCUCUCCUCCAGUGAAGCUACAAUGCAGAGUAUGGAGAGUCUCCUGAGGGCCAAAGGCCUGCAAGUGGAACAGUUAACUACUACCUGUCAGAACCUCCAGUGGCUGAAAGAAGAAAUGGAAACCAAGUUUAGCCAUUGGCAGAAGCAACAAGAGAGUAUCAUUGAGCAGUUACAGACGUCUCUGCAUGACAGGAACAAAGAAGUGGAGGAUCUUAGUGCAACCUUGCUCUGCAAACUCGGACCAGGGCAGAGGGAGAUAGCGGAAGAGCUAUGGCAGCGUCUACAGCAGAAGGAAAGGAUGCUGCAGGACCUUCUAAGUGACCGAAACAAACAAGCUGUGGAACAGGAAAUGGAGAUUAAAGGCCUGCUUCAGUCCGUGAGUGCCAGGGAGCAGGAAAGCCAAGCUACUACAGAAAAGAUGGUACAAGCCCUAAUGGAAAGAAAUUCAGAAUUACAGGCCCUACGCCAAUAUUUAGGAGGGAAAGACUUCAUGACAUCCCAAAGAGUCACCUCUAACCAACAAGCUGAAGUUGGCUCCAUUGGUCCCCCUCUUGGAGAGCAGACUGAUCAAGGUUCAGUGCAACUACCCUCCAGAGAUGGUAGCACUUCACUGAUUGCCAAAGAGGAUGCUAGCAUACCCAGGUCCACAUUAGAAGACUUGGACACAGUUGCAGGGCUGGAAAAAGAACUGAGUAAUGCCAAAGAAGAACUUGAACUCAUGGCCAAAAAAGAAAGAGAAAGUCAGAUGGAACUUUCUGCUCUACAGUCCAUGAUGGCUGUUCAAGAAGAAGAGCUACAGGUGCAGGCUGCUGACAUGGAAUCCCUGACCAGGAACAUACAGAUUAAAGAAGACCUCAUAAAGGACCUGCAAAUGCAACUGGUUGAUCCCGAAGACAUACCAGCGAUGGAACGCCUGACCCAAGAAGUCUUGCUUCUCCGGGAAAAGGUUGCUUCAGUAGAAUCCCAGGGUCAAGAAAUUUCAGGAAACCGAAGACAGCAAUUGUUGCUGAUGCUAGAAGGAUUGGUGGAUGAGCGCAGUCGGCUCAAUGAGGCCUUGCAAACAGAGAGACAGCUCUAUAGCAGCCUGGUGAAGUUCCAUGCCCAUCCAGAGAGCUCUGAGAGAGACCGAACUCUGCAGGUGGAACUGGAAGGGGCCCAAGUGUUACGCAGUCGGCUAGAAGAAGUUCUUGGAAGAAGCCUGGAGCGCUUAAGUAGGCUGGAGACCCUGGCCGCCAUUGGAGGUGCAGCUGCAGGGGAUGACACUGAAGAUGCAAGCACUGAGUUCACUGACAGCAUCGAGGAGGAGGCUGCCCACAGCAGCCACCAGCAACUCAUCAAGGUGGCUUUGGAGAAAAGCCCGGCAACUGCAGAGCCCCAGAGCAUGUCUGCUCCCCCUCCUUCCCCAGUAGGAGGGGACAGUAACAGGUGUCUCCAGGAGGAGCUGCUCCACCUGAGGGCUGAGCUCCACCAGCUCUUAGAGGAGAAGAGAAAAGCCGAGGCAGAACUGAAGGAGCUAAAGGCUCAAAUUGAGGAAGCAGGAUUCUCCUCUGUGUCCCAUAUCAGGAACACCAUGCUGAGCCUUUGCCUUGAGAACGCAGAGCUAAAAGAGCAGAUGGGAGAAGCAAUGUCUGAUGGAUGGGAGAUUGAGGAAGACAAGGAGAACGGCGAGUUGAUGGUGGAGACUGUGGUAGCCAAAGGGUGUCUGAAUGAGAAUGGCCUUCGGGCUGAGUUCAGAAAGCUCCAGGGAAAACUGAAGAAUGCCCAUAACAUCAUCAACCUCCUUAAAGAACAGCUGGCACUGAGCAGCAAGGAAGGGAAUGGGAAUCCUGCCUCAGAGCUCCUUGUGCGCCUGGCCAGGGAGAUCGACAGAAUGAACACAGAACUGGUUGGUCCUCCUGGGAAGCACCGACAGCAGAAGGAGGAUGCGACCACGCGGCCUUGCCCCAGACCCGGGAGCCUUGACCUGGUGGCGCCCCUUGCAGUGGAGAGCCUCCAACUGCAUGACCAGUCCCAGGCCUGUGACCCUGGGCCUCCGUUAGAAUUCAACCUCCCAGGGUCGACCAAGCAUCUGCGCUCCCAGCUGGCACAAUGCAGACGACGCUAUCAAGAUCUCCAAGAGAAGCUGCUAUUAUCAGAAGCCACCAUCUUCGCUCAGGCUAGCCAGCUGGAGAAAUACAGAACCAUAUUUAGUGAAUCCUUGGUGAAGCAGGACAGCAAGCAGGUCCAGGUGGACCUCCAGGAUCUGGGCUAUGAGACUUGUGGCCGAAGUGAGAAUGAGGCUGAGCGGGAGGAGACCACCAGUCCUGAGUGCGAGGAACAUGACAGCCUCAAGGAGCUGGUCCUGAUGGGGGGGCUGUGCUCUGAGCAGGGGCGCCUGGGCUCUGUGCUGACCAGCGCCCCUGGGAAGAAACCCUGGGAGAGCCAGCUGGAGAAGCAGGAAGAGCUCCAGGCCUACGGAAAGUCGAAGGACGUCUCUGUCCUACAGAGGGACAUCAGAGAUCUGAAGGCCCAGCUGCAGAACGCUAGCAAGGUCAUUCAGAGCCUCAGGAGCCGCGUCCGGUCCCUCUCAGUGACAAGUAAUUUUUCAUCUAGUUUGGAAAGACCCCGGAAGCUGAGGGCUAUUGGCACCUUUGAGGGGUCUUCACCUCACAGUGUGACAGAUGAAGAUGAAGGGUGGCUCUCUGAUGGCACUGGGGCUUUCUACCCCACAGGGCCACAGGACAAAAAGGAUCUGGAGAGCCUCAUCCAGAGAGUAUCCCAGCUGGAGGCCCAGCUCCCAAAAACUGGACUGGAAGGGAAGCUGGCCGAGGAGCUGAGAUCAGCCUCGUGGCCUGGGAAAUAUGAUUCCUUGAUUCAGGAUCAGGCCCGAGAGCUAUCCUAUCUACGGCAAAAAAUACGAGAAGGUAGAGGUAUUUGUUACCUUCUCACCCAGCAUGCAAAAGACACAGUCAAAUCCUUUGAGGACCUCCUGCGGAGCAAUGACAUUGACUACUACCUGGGGCAGAGCUUCCGGGAGCAACUCGCUCAGGGGAGCCAGUUGACAGAGAGGCUCACCAGCAAGCUCAGCACCAAGGAUCAUAAAAGUGAGAAAGAUCAAGCUGGACUUGAGCCACUUGCCCUCAGGCUCAGCAGGGAGCUGCAGGAGAAGGAGAAAGUGAUUGAGGUCUUGCAGGCCAAGCUGGAUGCCCAGUCCCUCACGCCACCCAGCAGCCGUGCCUUGUCUGACUCCCACCGCUCACCCAGCAGCACCUCCUUCCUGUCUGAUGAGCUGGAAGCCUGCUCUGACAUGGACACAGCCAGCGAGUACACACGCUAUGAGGAGAAGAAACCUUCGCCGGGUCACUCAGAUUCCAUCCAUCAUUCAAGUCAUUCUCCUGUAUUGUCUUCUAAACCAUCAGCCACCAGUGCACCUCAGGGGGCUAAGGCCGAAUCCAGUAGCAACCUCAUCAGCUUUCCUGCUCCCCAGAACCCCCCUAAGGAGGCCGGCCAGGCCCAUCCAGGCUUUAAUUUCCACACCAUGCCCAAGCUGGCUAGCCUUCCUCAGGCAACACUGCCCUCAGCUCUAUCCAGCUGCCUGCCUUUCAGGUCCCCUGGCCCUCCCCUCCUUGGCUGUGGUGAGACAUCGGUUUUCUCCUUGGCUGAGGCUCAACAGGAGCUGCAGAUGCUGCAGAAGCAGCUGGGAGAAAGUGUCAGCACUGUCCCUCCUGUUCCCCCAGCCACAUUGCCGAGCAGCCACUUGGAAACCAGCUCUUCCCACUAUCUCAACCCUGUCCAGACCCACUCUCCUCCGAGGGACACCCUGGAACUGGGCAGAAUCCUGGAGCCUGGGCACCUGGGCAGCAGUGGCCAGUGGGGCAUGAUGAGGCCUCAGAAGGGGAGUGUGUCUGGGGACCUGUCCUCCAGCUCCUCUGUGUGCCAGCUUAACUCUAAACCCACAGGCGCUGACCUGCUGGAAGAGCAUCUUGGUGAAAUCCGGAACCUGCACCAGCGCCUGGAGGAGUCCAUCUGCAUCAAGGACUGGCUGCGGGAGCAGCUGGGGAACUGGCUCAGCUCUGCUGCCCGCGGAGGGACAGGAUCCACCUCUAACAUCUACAGUCAGGGCCCGGAGUCCAUACCUCAGCUCUGCAAUGAGUACAGAGCCCUCAGUGAAGAAAACCGAAGUCUUCAGGCUCAGCUGAAUCACAUUUCCAGAGAGCGCUCCCAGGAAUCAGAGAGCCUGAGGGAGGCUCUGCUCUCCUCACGAUGCCGGCUUCAGGAGCUGGAAAAGGAGCUGGAACAUCAGAAAGUGGAAAGGCAGCAGCUUUUGGAAGACUUGCGGGAGAAACAGCAAGAGAUCUUGCAUUUCAGGGAGGAACGGCUGUCUCUCCAGGAAAAUGACUCCAGGCUGCAGCACAAGCUGGCUCUCCUGCAGCAGCAGUGUGAAGAGAAGCAGCAGCUCUUCCAGUCCCUCCAGUCGGAGCUACAGAUCUACAAGGCACUUUAUGGCAAUUCCAAGAAGGGGCUGAAAGCUGCAGCACCAGCUGGAGGUGGGUGCUGUCCAGGCCAGCCUCAGUCCCGCCCUCACUCACCAGAACUUCCCAGCCACUGUGGACCCUGGAAACAGCCGGUCCUCCAAGACCCAGCUGCUUCCCCGCCGGUCCGGGACGUUGGCAUGAAUUCUCCAGCCAUGGUCUUCCCCAGUUCUUCUUCCUCUGCUCCUGACUCAGAAACUGCCACAUUCAACAGGACAGAUGGCCUGGGUAUGGAUACUUCUCCAGGAAUGAAGAGCUCUCCCAAGCUGGAGGGUGAUGCUACUGAUGGCUCCUUUGCCAAUAAGCACGGCCGGCAUGUCAUUGGCCACAUUGAUGACUACACGGCUCUAAGACAGCAGAUUGGGGAGGGCAAAGUGCUGGUGAAAAAGAUAGCAUCUCUUGUGAGGCCAUUGUGUAACUUCCCUGGCCUUGGAGCUCAGGGCACAGAGGUCCUGGGCAGAACAAGCAUCCCCGAGCUUCGGAGUAGUGCCACUGCCCUACACCAGACCCUGGAGGAGUCGGCUUCCCUCCUCACCAUGUUCUGGAGAGCAGCCCUGCCAAGCACCCACAGCCCCAUGCUGCCCAGCAAGGUGGGAGAAGCAACAGAAAGAGAACUGCUGGAACUGAGAACCAAAGUAUCUAACCAGGAAAGGCUCCUUCAGAGCACAGCUGAGCGUCUGAAGACCGCCACCCAGCAGGAAAGGAGCAUGGAGCAGUUCAUCAUCAGCCAGCUGACCAGGACAUAUGAUGUUUUGAAGAAGGCAAAGACUAAUUUGAAGGGAAGGAAACCACUGCAUCAGUCAGAGGCACGGAGCCUGCCCCAAAUCCAUCACCAGCUGUCAUCAGAGUCUAUAGGGGACUCUUGUCCAGGAGAAGACUAUAGGUCCACUGGCAGGGUGGCAGGUGAAAUUCCUAAGGGCUCUGCCAUGCACUCCAGCCCUGUGACCCUUGCCUUCCAGGAACCAUGUAAGAAGCGCAGCCACCGCAGAUCCUUAAAACAACAGGAAGUAUGGCCUAUCCCCCUUUUGUGCAGCUACUCAUCUGCUGAGGAAAAUAUUCCUCCAACCCCCACACCUCCAAACCUGGAGGGUCCAGAAGAGGGAGACAGAGAUAUGUCCUGGUGAGACUGAUGGAAAGGCAGUUACGGAAUGCCAUUAGCCAAGGUCUGCUUGGCCCAGCACUAAGCAAAAAGUAUAGUUUGCAUAGAGCUUUUCGUGAUACUGCUUCUAAACAGCCCCAGUGGGUUGGGAACUAGGAACCAUACAAUUCUCGCCUCAUCAGCUAUCCUGGGAUGGAAAACUCAGUGGAAAUACAACCUUGAAUCUUUUGAAUGAGUCAAGUGUUCCAACACUGGAGCUUCUUGGGCAGUCCUAAAAGCACAAAAUUGAGCAAUGGUGCCUUUCUGGAUGGUGCUGGAGGGAGCUCAGUGCACACUACUCAUAGAUCUAUAUCUGAGCUUGGACCAUCUCCCUUGGGACAAACUGGGCUUUAGUCUUCAUGUAGCACUUGAGUUCUUUGAGUUCACAUCAUAAAUGUGGUGACUUCCCAGAUUCCAUCUCAGGCUUAAACUAGCACUUCCUAUUUCUUUUCUUAUAUGAUCUCCAAACUGGACUGACCCCAUUCUAAAUAUGCAUUCCCGUUUUGUCAUCCUAUCUUAACUCGGGAAUAUUGGGGAUUGAUGGCCAGAUGAAGGCAGUUGAAAUUAUUGCAUGCAGCACACCUGUGCUCAUUUUUAAGUGGCCUAGGAAAGGCACCCAGUCAUGCAAAAGCCUCGCUGUGUCUUCACAGUGCUUAUAGAAUGUGUGUUAGUGUGUAUAAAUGUAUGAUAUAGAUUUAUAUAUGUUGCUAUAGCCAUAUGUUGAAGGCCAACUUACCUGGUGGACACGAUUGGUGAGAGGAAAUGAAAUGGUCUUUUUGGUCAUUAUUAAAGCAAAAUAUGUAUAAAUACAUAAUUUUUCUUUGA